CUCCAAGUCGCUGACUCGCCUACAUGCCAAAUUCUACUUUAAAUCCGACUCCCCAGUCUUCGUAGUGCAGCUUAAUUUAUCUGAUGCGUGUGUGAGCAAGCUCUUUGUGAAGUUGUUUCUUUUGAUAGAUGGACUGCUUGAUUUCUGAAUUACUUACCAAUGAAAUUCAGGAAGGUUUGUGGAAAUGCUUAGGUAAGUAAAACUACGGGCUCACUCAGUUUUAGAUAUAGCCAUGGCCGCGAAUAACAACAAUCCACAAAAGAACAUUGGGGGUUCGUCCCCUUUUGGGAAUUCUAUGCCUGUGAAUCCAUCACUACAGCAGCAACUGGUGUCUGGAUUUCCCGGCCAGUUUCAGUUUUCAGAAGCUCAGGCUCAAGCGCUUGCCCAAGCCCAGGCUCAGUCGAAGGCACAAGCGCAAGCUCAUGCCCAUGCUCAGAUGAUGGCAGCUCAUGCACAACUACAGGCUCAGUUGCAAGCUGCUCAGGGGCUUUCUUUUAACCAGGGUCAUCCUGGAGGAAUGGCAAACUUGGGUUCGCAAUCUCCUUCUCUUUCAGGAGCUGGAAGCAUGGGAUUGGGAGCCAAACGCUUCCCACAAAAACCACCUGUUCGUCCACCAAGCUUUGUGACGUCUAAUGUGGCCUCUCCAAUGCGGCCAAUGGAUGCCUCGGCUGCUGCUCGUAGGAAAAAGCAGAAGCUCCCAGAGAAACAGUUACAUGAAAGAGUCGCAGCUAUUUUGCCUGAGUCAGCUCUCUACACUCAGCUCCUUGAGUUUGAGUCUCAAGUGGAUGCUUCCUUGACAAGGAAGAAAAUUGAUAUCCAAGAUGCCUUAAAGACUCCAACUUACCUUCAGAAAACUCUGCGUAUUUAUGUCUUCAACACUUUUUCCAAUCAAAUUCGCACCAUUCCUAAGAAACCAAAUUCCGAGCCACCUACAUGGACUCUUAAGAUUAUAGGGAGGAUUUUGGAGGAGGGAAUGGAUGCUGAUCAGGCAGCAAUCAUGCAGAAAUCUAACCCCUCGUAUCCGAAGUUCUCUGCAUUUUUCAAGAGAGUUACCAUCACCCUCGACCAGAAAAUAUACCCUGAUAACCAUUUAAUUAUAUGGGACAGUACUCGAGCUCCAGCUCCUCACGAAGGUUUUGAGGUCAGGAGGAAAGGAGAUCAAGAAUUUACUGCAAGCAUAAGAUUGGAAAUGAAUUAUAUGCCUGAGAAGUUUAAACUUUCAGCAGCUUUGACAGAGCUUUUAGGUAUUGAGGUUGAUACUCGUGCCAGAAUUAUGGCUGCGGUAUGGCAUUAUGUUAAGGCUCGAAAAUUGCAGUGCCCAGAUGACCCAUCUUCUUUCAACUGUGAUCCACCACUUCAAAGAGUAUUUGGGGAAGGCAAAGUCAAGUUCACGGCUGUUACACAAAAAAUUACGCCCCACCUGUUUCCCCCACAGCCCAUUCACCUAGAACAUAGGAUAAAACUUUCAGGUAAUAGUCCUGUAGGAACUGCAUGUUAUGAUGUAUUGGUAGAUGUACCCUUCCCGAUACAGAGAGAAUUGAAUGCUUUGUUGGCCAACACUGAAAAGACAAAAGAGAUAGAUGCCUGUGACGAAGCAAUUUGUGCUGCAAUAAGAAAGAUCCAUGAGCACCGGAGGAGAAGGGCAUUCUUUCUUGGAUUUAGUCAGUCGCCUGUAGAGUUUAUAAAUGCACUUGUAGAUUCUCAAAACAAGGAUCUGAAGCUUGUUUCUGGAGAAGGUAGUCGCAAUGCAGAAAAAGAGCGCAAUUCAGAUUUUUACAACCAGCCAUGGGUUGAAGAUGCCGUCAUUCGCUACCUCAACCGAAAGUUGCCAGGAGAUGCCUCUGGCAACACAUAGUUUAGCAGUAACGACACAGCUUACUAGUAAUACGAUGCAAUUGAAUAAUUGCUCAGGCUUUAUUGUUCGUUGAAUGUUGCAUAAGGAUAUCCAUGCGUCGAGGCAAUCAACAUGCCUCGAAACUGAAUGAAGCAAGCUGACUAAGCUAUCGAAAAAACUGGCGUUCCAUGUAUCUUGAUUUGCUGGUUUAGUUAGCUGUUCCACUUAGUAUUUAUACUUCCUGGAAAUGUGUAGUAGCAGUCUAGAUAGAAACCUUGAGGAUGUGAUUGAGCUCUCAAAUUAUUCACUCUUGUUGUUUCUUGGCAAAUUCAAUUUUGUGUUUGGAAUGUUAUUUUACACAUUUAGGGCACAUAUUUAUGUGAGUGUUGGUGAGCCAUCAUUUUAUUGAGCAUUUGUUUUAGUUUUGUUUUGCUGUA
Molecule: messenger RNA, 2271 nt
Organism: Salvia splendens (bonfire salvia)
Lineage: Eukaryota; Viridiplantae; Streptophyta; Magnoliopsida; Lamiales; Lamiaceae
Product: SWI/SNF complex component SNF12 homolog
Exons: 3
Coding region: 233-1855 (540 amino acids)
Source: RefSeq, a predicted model, not a curated record